Messenger RNA from Macrobrachium nipponense, 2174 nucleotides. RefSeq lists its product as uncharacterized. The record is from RefSeq and is a predicted model, not a curated record. NCBI's taxonomy places the organism in Eukaryota, Metazoa, Arthropoda, Malacostraca, Decapoda, Palaemonidae. The transcript has 7 exons. The coding region runs from base 1 to 1515 and encodes 504 amino acids.
AUGGCGUCUGGUGUAAGUGCUCAAGAAGAUGCAAACAACAGUAUCGACAAACUAAGGUCAGCCGUUGCCGUGUCUCACCUCAUCAUGGCCCAACAGGCUGAGUUCUUUAAAAAGCUGAUCAGCGUCACCAAGGAAAGAGUAGGCUGCGUAAAUCAAAGAGACUCAUCUACGUGUCCUUAUCCAUUCACUCUGGUAGUUGACGAAUGUUUCCACGUGAGCAAAGCCGUACUGAAAUGGGAAGGCGCUCGACAGCAUUGCCAGGGAAUGGGGGGCGACUUGGCUAUUCCCCAAAACCUCUACGCUCUAAAAGCUCAUCUUCUGGAAAUUAGAGGGCCGUAUGUUACAUCAAGGGGGUCCAAGGGCGUCUUGGAUCGCUCCAGGGAUCUGAGGAGGGCUGGCGCUGGAUCAGCGGGGCAUCAGUCAACUCCGAAGAAUGGAGUCCCAAGCAGCCGAGCGGCACCAGGAAAAAUCGAGCCAACUGUCUCACCCUCCGCCGGGAUCGCCAUCCUGCUCUCGACGAUGUCCUCUGCACCAAGCGUCUCCGCUUCGUCUGCCAGUACUCUUCGUGACUCAAAGGAACAAAAGGAUUCUUUCUUGUUCCAGAAAGGCAAUGACCUGGUCAAAGAACGAAACCGCACUCGUGAAAGAGUCUAUCGUUUUGAACUAGAUCUCGUCGUCACCCAAAUCUGUGCAGAGAGAGAGUCGGAAAUCCUCCCAGGAGGACGGGCAACAUCCGCCGGUCUAGAUUGCGCACAAUCAUCUUCUCAGACUUUGGCUGGAAAUCUUUUUGGACGCAAGCCGCAGUCCACAAGUCUCCUUCGUACGUGGAACAACGGCUACUCGCCAGCAAGUCAGGGGCCACUCUUUGUUGUUUGUCUGCACGUAUAUGGUCUUCGCCCAAGGAAAAGAAGCAUGUCAACGCAAAUAAUGAUGUUCGCCGUUCUGGUAAUAUUUUCAAUAAGCCCCACGACCGGCAUUCCAGUCCCUGCAACCGAAGGCGUCGACCAGCUACGCUCUGCCGUAGCCGUGUCCCAAUUGAUCCUAGCGCAACAGGCCCAGUUCUUCAAAGAACUCAUUAACAUCACGAAGUCGAAAGGAAACUGCAUCGAUGCCAGAGGAACAAAUAACGUCGAGUGCCCGUACCCAUUCACCAAAGUCGUGGACGAGUGUUUCUACGUGAGCAAGACAGGCUUAGCAUGGCACCCAGCUAGGCACCAUUGUCAGGGCAUGGGUGGAGAUCUGGCUGCUCCCUCCAACUUAUAUGCACUGAAGGCUCAUCUCCUCGAAACAAGGGGCCCCAAACUCCUCUGGAUUGGAGGUAUUGACCAUGGCAUCAACGGCGGGUGGCAAUGGGUCACCGGGGAGGUGGUGGACACGGAAGAAUGGUCUACAACUCGCCCGAAUAACAACAGACCGACGGAAAAUUGCCUGACCAUCCGCAGAGAUUUCCAUCCGGCUCUCACCAACAUUCCGUGCCACAAGGCGCAAUACUUCGCCUGUCAGUAUCGCUUCUGAGGACUCGUCUUCCUUUCAUUCCCCGUGUUUUUUUUUUCGCCUUCGAAUGGUAGGUAUAUUUAAGGAGCCGUUGCAAGGAGAUGCACGAAGUAUAAGCGUCCGAGUUUGAGACUGAAAAAACAAAUCUCACCUACUAAAGUCUUCAUUUUAUUUAUUUACGUAUCGCCGACUAGCCCUACACAUUUUUUAACGUAGAGGCAAUUUUUAUGAAAUCUCAUUCUCUGAUCUGUGAUUUAAAUACAGAUAACUAAGACAGACAAACUAAUGGACUAAAUGGUACAAGCAGGCGUUUCAAGAAGUACGGACGCGCAUUUUAAAAAUACGAUACCUAUCAAAAUAAUUAUUUCAGAGAUGAAAUACCAGAAUAUUACUUAACAGAAUUGUUUAAACUGUAUGUUACUUGGUUAUUGUGUAUGAGUAGCUUUCAUAAAGUUAAUCAUAACACUUUUAUAAAUGUUAGGGUGAUGUUAUUCUUGGUCUAUUUAAAGUAUUAAUUACAGCCUCUCUCGUCUGAUGAAAAAUAUUAAGAGUAGCCUGGCGUUUACUGGUUGGUUAUUCUUUCAGGAAAUUAUAUAGUAAUCACAAGUCUGUUAAUUCAGAUUUUUUUUAUUGUAAGAGAAUAAAAGAAAAAUAUUAUGUGUAGUCUGGUUGUUGGUUCA